Guillardia theta CCMP2712 is the source of this 1158-nucleotide messenger RNA. RefSeq lists its product as hypothetical. The coding region runs from base 1 to 1158 and encodes 385 amino acids. Lineage: Eukaryota; Cryptophyceae; Pyrenomonadales; Geminigeraceae. The transcript has 2 exons. The record is from RefSeq and is a predicted model, not a curated record.
AUGUCUGGAGCAGGGGACAAAGCAUUUUAUAUCAAUCAGCAAGAGCUUGAGAAAGCAGAGCAGCAGCUAGAGGAGGCUGUGGCGUCGAAUGAUAUUGGUGCCAUCAGCCGAGCUCUCGCGAAGCUAGAGAAGAUUCAAGGACCGCUGGCAGGAAAGAAACCCUUCGAUAAGUCCAGCGUUGACAAAGCCAAGGAGACAGACUUGAUUAACAGCGUACUGGGCAAGCAGACUGAGACUCCUGCGGAGGCUGCGGAGGACUUGGCAGAUACCAUUGCAGGGGUUGAAGCGGCAGAAAAAGAGAUUGAAAUUCAAGCGCUGGAGCAAUACCUUGACGAAUCCAUCGUCACCAACGAUGCCGAGAGUGUUCAAAUUGCCAUUUCCAAGUUGAGAGCUCUGAAGCCCUUGAGUGAACAAGAGGCGGAGGCCUCCAAAGGCUCGGUCGAUGAAGUGGCCGAUGCAGUUGCGUUGGCUUUGGAGCGAGCGGCGAUUGAAGAAGGGCAUGACGUCGAUAUAUUCGAGAUCUUAGAGGGAGUCGGAAACAAGAAUGUCAGGGUUCAGGCACUUGGAAAGAUUAUCGACGACGCAGUCAGCAGCAAUGACAGCAAGCUGCUGGAGAAGGCCUUGAGAACUCUAGAAAAGUUGAUGGGUGACGAAGCUGGAAGCGCGGUGUCAGGCCAGGCAGUCGACCCCUCCCUCAUCAAGGAUCUUCUUUCAAAGACAGGAAUUGAAAACUUGCAAUCGGCUCAGGCUGCACAAGAAAUCUCAGACGUAAUUGCUCAAGUUGAGGGAGUAGAGUCCGAAUUAGGGGAUGAUGAGGACGAAGAUGUGUGGAGGUCUCUGAGGGAGAUUCAAGACAAACGGCUAAAGGCUGCUGCCAUUGAACGACUUCUUGAUGAAGCCAUAGAGAGCGGCGAUGAAGACCUGCUGGCUGACUGCCUGCUUUCUUUGAGAUUUGUCGAAGUAGCGGCGAUAAAAGAUUCCAACAAGAAUCUUGAAAAGACUUUGAGAGCUCUUAGAGAACUCACAGGACGCGAGGUAUCGCAACAAGAGGCAUUUGAAUUUGCCGUAGCAAUCCAAACGGCUCAUGAGUCAACUGAGUGGGACGGUGUUGAUAUGUUCGACAAAGUCCAAGACAAGAAGCUUGCGAUUGGUCCUUGA